GUAUGACUUCUAUUCUUACUGAAACACUUCACCAACCAGUGCAUGAAUCAUGACCAGCAGGUGGACCCUGUAAUAGUCCACCGACUGCGUGUUUCACCCCCACGCUGUUCUCACUGAGGUGAUGGAAACAAGUCGUGUCACUACAGGAAACUACAGGAAAUGAAGCUUGCAGAACUUUCUUCAGCACAACUGAAAGCUGCUGUGGGUCCACAGCUCACACACUCUGACCCCAAUUUGUUUCACAUGUUCAUAGUCAAAUUAUCUGAGUCACAGACACAUUUAUUUGCAAGAACAUGUACUUUUCUCGCUCAGAGUAUCCAGUUCUUUGUCAUGAUCUUGAUAUGCCGAAUCUAAUGUGGGUUUUGCAUUAAUACAAUUUAUUAUCUAGGACUGAAUAUGUAAACGACAAAACUCUUCUUCAUUGCCAGCAGAGAUGAGGGAAGUCAACAAGCCACUGACUUUAGAAAAAAACCGCCACCACUAUUUUGACAUGAGAAAACGACGACUUCUGACCACUUCAUGCUCAGCUCAUUCUGCUGCAGCACAACUCUUCAGUGUCUCUUAGUGAAAUGAUUUUCUCUGUGGUACUGGUGCUGUGGUGUGGCGUGGAGUCAGUCCAGUCCAGUGUUCCUCCUGUGUUCGUCCAGAAAGGCAAAGAUGUACUUCUGGAUGUCGACAAUGUGACUGAAGACUUUUUUUUUUUAUUUACAUGGAAAUUUGAUGAAGAGAGUUUGAGUUUAGUCACAUUUGGCCGUGAUGGCACAUCAGAAAUCUCUCCAGCUUACACUGGAAGGAUUGAUAUCCCUGACAACAAGAAAUACUCUGUGAUACUGAAGAACCUACAAGAGACAGACAGUGGAGUUUAUACUGGACGAGUGACAACAGCCAAGGGCGACUCCACAUUAGUCCAACACAACAUCAUAGUUCAAGAUGUUGUGUCUCCCGUCCAGCUGGAGGUGAACUCUGUAUCAAACAGCUCACACUCCUGUAACGUCACUCUGACCUGCAGCACGGCCGACUCUCACAUCAGCAGCACUUUCAGAUGUAUCGAUCAAAAAUGUGAUCAGGAUGGAGGGAAUCAAUCAAAGAUCACAAACUCCAGCUCUACUCUGCAAGUCUACUUGUUGGACGUUACAGUGAUCUGUAAACACAGAAACCAGGUCAGCUCGACUGAGGACAGGACGGAUAUUCAACAUGUCUGCCCCCAGCUGAUCGGUUCACACAUCGUCUCUCACGGCAUUUCCUUCUGCCAGGUGAAGACAGUGGUGUUCUCUGCCGGUCUCUUCCUCAUGGUCUCUGCUCUCAUCAGCGUGCAUCUCUUUCUCAAACUCAAAAAGCAGAAAUAAGCAUUUUUCUUUGCUGUUCAGUUGUGCAUACAGCUUUAACAAUCAAUGCUACUGCAGUGGAAGAACACAGAACUGAUGAAAGGACCGUUCCAGUAAUGAUUUCUUUUUCACAGGAAAUUUUGAUAUAAUUUUUUUUUUUUUUUUGCAAAUGCUUUAUGAAGAAGGAAACAUCUUUGUGAGUAGUGCUCUUUCCAAUAUGAUCAUUCUUGUAUUUUCACUGAUGCCUCAGAAGGUUGACAAAAUCAAUAAAAUGAUGUUCAAGGAAAUUGCAAUUAGAGAAACUAAAAUUCAGAUUUCCUUUAUUCGUCCCACAGCAGGGAAAUUUACAGAGUGACUACAGUGAAAAGCACAUUAUAAAGUGAACAGAAAAAAGGCUAAACACAAAAUAAGAGAAGAAUAUGAUGAAAAUAUGGAAUUUAACAAUAAAAAAGAAUCCAAGAUAAAGUUCAAACAGUGAAAAACAAAGAAUGUGAAUAGUGACUGAGACUAUUCUGAAACUGAGAAAAGUGUGUUUGCGUUUCUUCUGAAUGGUUGCCAUUCAUGGAAAAAUUCAUCAGGUUGUAUGAGGGUUUUUUUCUUCUUUUUAUUAUCUGAAAAAGUGGAAAUCAGCAUGAGCCACAGUCACCAAACCCCGUAAAAUAAAAAUGAACCCCAUAAGUAUGUAGUCCUGUACUUUGUUGACUUCAAUAAAGCCUAAU
This is a messenger RNA of Salarias fasciatus (jewelled blenny), 2044 nucleotides long. RefSeq names its product SLAM family member 5-like. The transcript has 4 exons. The record is from RefSeq and is a predicted model, not a curated record. The coding region runs from base 570 to 1346 and encodes 258 amino acids. Gene Ontology annotation, cellular component: membrane. Lineage: Eukaryota; Metazoa; Chordata; Actinopteri; Blenniiformes; Blenniidae.